GAGUAUCUUGAAUGUAUGUUAUAGGAUGUUGAUAAUUAUAUUUGAAACUAAAGCCCUGCAAAAUGUGUAUUUUAUUUCUUUGCUCGUUGUAAAACAAUUUCCUACUUUAUGUUAAUCAGUAACAACAUGGCGGUGCAGGGAGAUUUGCGUAUCCAAAGAGAAUUGGUAAAUCCACAUUUUGACGGAUAUAAGCUUUCCCUGGAUCAUUUGCCAGUUUACACAAAGACAUUAGAUAAAGGCAUUGAUGUAAGUAAGUUGACAGAUGAGCAGUUCUCGUACCACCACGCAAAGCUGCUUUCUGUACACAACCACUUGAUCUGUGAUCCGUGGCAACCAGUGUCAGUGUAUUUUGUUGAUAAUGAUUGGGCCAUUCACAGAGCAUUCGGUACUGAUGGAAACCGUGUUGACAUCAGUGACUCGUUAUUUGGGAUCCCCGAGUCAGCCAAUUUGAGACUGCAACAUGGUCGUUUUAAUGUGACCCUGACCUUCCCUUCAGAACAGCUUGCUGUACUGUCUGACGGGGCAGGGAACCUGUAUCUGUUUGACACGGAGGACAGGAAGGGAGCACCAAAACAAUGGAAGAUUCUGUACUCCAAGCCAGUGCUGGGUGAUGGGAAGCAGUUUGUCAUCGUGGACUCUGUGCACCACUCGGACAAUGAGACGGACCGUGUGGAGUGUCUUCUCAUGCACGUGGAGGAGAGGGAGGCUGAGGCUGGAACCUCCAUGUCUCCUUUCCUCACAGUCAUUGACUGGAUCACCAUAGCUUCAGUUGACAAGAAGACCUGGUGUGUGGAGAGGAGUAGGCGUCUCGAGGGAAGCAAGCCCUAUGACUAUGCUGCUUUAGACAAGGGAGGUAACUCUGUCCUGAUCUCGGCCAGUCAGCGCUACAAGUUGGUGUCUGACUCUGUGAAGCCAGUGCAGCCUGAUACAGAUGGAGACUGGGAAGUGGUUGGGAGAGAUGACAAGCUCCCUGAAUACACCUGGACACAGGACAACGAGGACAUCCAUGUCCAGUUCACCGUGCCCACCACGGUCAGCAAGGUGGACAUCUAUCUGACCCUCAGUGCAGACCAUGUGGACUUCGGGGUCAAGAACAGCACUGUGCUCCUGAAGGGGGCGCUGCACACCGAGGUGGACGUCGAGGCCAGCACAUGGACCAUAGAAGGGCAGAAAUUGGUUUUGUCCUUAUCCAAAGAGAACCAGACUGCUUGGCCGACUGUGGUCAUCGGAGACAACAGAGGAGAGAUGGUCUUGGAUCCCGACCAGAUCGACCAAAUACAUGAGAGACUGGCCUCAUAUACGUCUGAUCAGAUGAACCCCGCCCCCGAGGAGGACCAGGAGAAGCCGUUCAACACCCAGGACCUGGAGGACUGCGACGCCAGCAGCGAGGACAGUACAUGGUUCAUGCGGAUUGACGGAGAAUCUCACAAGAUUACUAAUGAGGUGUAUCUCAGCAGCCAUCAAUGGCUGUUCAAUGUGCGUCUGGAACCCAGUAAAACCCCCGCUGUGUGUCUCAGGUAUGAUUGUGAUGGGUCGCUAUGGCAACCAGGUGAAGCUGCAAAAGAUGGCACACAGAUUCUCGAACAUGUUGGAAUGCUACAUGCGUUUGGGUAUGUGCAAGCAUCCAAAGUCCAGCGAAAGUUUUCGUCCUGUUCCCCGGAUAUGUCGUAUGCUGUGAUAUGUGACUGUACACGACACCUGUACAUUUACAGGCAGCAUAUGCCGAUUGCCUCCCCUUUGAGAAACAGGAAAACGGGGCGGCAGGUUAAUGCUGUUGCCAAGCAACAAGUGGUUGCCUUGGAUACCACUGAUGACAUUUUGGGACUGCGGGCAACAAAUGACAGAAUAUUUGUGAUGACGAGUAAUUCGCUGUUUGUGGUGAGACUUCUUAUUGAAGAGUAAACAAGUAUGACAUUGUUUUUCUGGGAUGAACAGUUGUGACAAUAUCAAGAUGCUGUCAGGCAUGUACGGGCAGAAUCAGAAAUACUGGCUGGCUGACUAAGAUGGACUGGAAUUCCCAGGAAAGUAUUCUCAUGAAGACUAAUGCACAAUUAUAAUGACUAAACUGAUAUUUGAAAUAUUGAACAAUAUAUUGUUUCAUACCUGAUAUUUAAAAAAAGUACACUUAUCAUUAUAGAAUGUCUUUGAUAUGAUAUUAAAUAUUUUUAAUUAUCAUGGUUGUAGUUUUCAGGGUGAUAAGCCAUUUUCUUCAUGUUGUCAUUAUUGUUAUAGAAGUUGAUGAAGUUCAUUGGACCCUUUGGCUAGUUGUCAAACCCCUAAAUUGUUUUGGUUAGGUUGAAAAUGGAUGUGAAAAGUACUCAGCUGAUAAAAUGUGGUUGAAUCAUAAAUAAUGUCAGAACUGUAUCUAUCAAGAAACAUAGGUGUCAUGAUUUAGAAUUGAGUUUACUGAAUGAUUCCAUGAACCAGGAAGUCCAGUGACCAACAUUCCACUCUGUAUUUGAAAGUGUCAUCAACCGUUGGCUUGUAUUAAUUUUAUAAAACCAGGGAAUUAACCAGAAAGUUAUGUGAAUUGGAGCAAGAGGAUUGGGGCCUACACCAUUCAAUUCACUUCGGGAUGUAAAAUGUGUAAUUUCUUGUUACUCAGAAUGAGUAUGUUAAUAAUGCUUUAGAUUCCAUACACUAGUAUGCUCAAAGUGCUACCUAAUUUUUUCCUUGGCCAAUAGAUCAGUGUGCUGUUGGGUAUUAUUCUCUCUGGGGUGUAUACAACCGAACUGCAGCCCAUUCGGCACUGGAAUGUUAACAGUCACAUUACCAUCUCACGACUUUCUACCGGGUACCCAUUCAGUGCUGGGUGCUUAUAGUGAAAGGGGAAAGGGAUGCUGACAUGGCUUGCAUGUUGAAGCAGAUUUGCAUCUGACUCGAGUACCCCUUGUUAUAGCAGCCCAGCCUGUGGAGUUUCUGGGUUAGAAUAGGUCCCCAGCAACCAGUGGAUCAGGUGGUGACUUGUUGGGCUGCAUGACAUUGUACUCAGUAUGACAUUGUCGGUCUUAAUAUCGAUCACUGGAUGGUCUGAUCCUGCCUUCAUAUAGCUGUAAUAUUGCAGAGUGUGGCGUUACAAACAAAUAUAGGAGCCGAGAAGUGAGGAUUGGGUGGCUGCACUGUGUCACAUGACUGAUUGUGUGUCAUCAUCGUACCUCACCUGUAUAGAUGCCUUCUCAUGUCAACACCACAGGUUUGCUUGGCCUCGACCACAUAACUUACGGCAGCAUUAAUCAACAUCCACUCACUGCAGAUCCUUUCUCGAACAAAUCUUUGAGAUUGUUUGAGAAGUCACCUUGAUCAUUUAGUGCAGAUUUGUUUAAUUCAAUUAGCUUGAGCAUGCCAAUAUAAAAUCCAAUAAGUGUAGCUCAAUAUUGUUUGAUUAUGUUUGGUAUAAUUUUGUUGUUGAUUUAGUGGGAACAGAUAUAGGCUGAUUCUGACUGAAGUUAAGGAUGCAAUCUCAUUAAAAUCAGAUCUUAGUUCUCGCUGCCACUAAACAAAGAUCUGAGCACAUCCCAUUAGGGGUCACGUCAGAACGACCUUUCAUCCGACCAAUCAGAGCAUCGCUUACCAGAUUAUGAAAGUGACAGUCGGAAUGUGAUUUCUAAUCAUGCAAACUCGAAAUCUUUAACUCCGAACUAUAGUUACAGGUUUAACGACUGAAUCCAUACAAUCUAGACCAUCUAUUAGCCAUUCCAGAAUGUUCUUUUGUUCAGGUUUUAUAUUUGUAAUCGAGAAUUUGUCAAAAUAUGUUUCGAAGCGUAG
Messenger RNA from Haliotis rufescens (red abalone), 3765 nucleotides. RefSeq names its product nudC domain-containing protein 1-like. The record is from RefSeq and is a predicted model, not a curated record. The transcript is spliced from 9 exons. The coding region runs from base 109 to 1902 and encodes 597 amino acids. NCBI's taxonomy places the organism in Eukaryota, Metazoa, Mollusca, Gastropoda, Lepetellida, Haliotidae.